GAAGGGCUGAGAAGGAGCCUUGUUUCUGACCUUCGCGGCGCACUUCACUGUGUUAUGGGAAGCUUAGAGCGAGCGUUAGGUUUUGUUCUUCCCUCUUUCUUCUCAAAGUCAUGCUGCAAACACUGACUUUGUCAUGGAGAUUAAAGUGAAGUAACUGACCGGGAACCAAACCCCUGACACCUGUCAGAACACGACUGACGGUAAAGCGGGCGUCUGUUUCCGGCGCAGAGAGCUGGGGAUGCCGCUGUUGCUGAGGGAACGUCACAGCUCAGCUCCUUUCUCUAGCAUCAUCUUCACCUUCAUCCUCUUCACCUCUUUCUCCUUCUUCUUCCUCCUCCUCAUCACUCGAUGUCGAUGACGAUGUUGUGUUGUGUGCCCUUGCAACGCUGUAUUGUUGACGUUUGUGUGGGCGCGCUGCUCUUGUUUCUAGCGGGGCUGCAGCAGGUGGAAGCAGCAGCAGCCGCCGCGGACACCAUGGCCAGCCUGAACUGGAAGCCCUUCAUCUACGGAGGCAUGGCCUCCAUCGUCGCAGAAUUCGGGACAUUUCCUAUAGACUUGACCAAGACACGCCUUCAGGUACAGGGUCAGUCCCAGUACACAGAGGUGCGCUACAAAGGCAUGUUCCAUGCACUUUACAGGAUCGGCAGAGAGGAGGGGGUACGAGCGCUCUACUCUGGGAUUUCUCCUGCUCUGCUGAGGCAAGCUUCCUAUGGGACGAUCAAGAUUGGAACCUACAACACCUUGAAAAGGCUGUUUGUCAGUCAUCCUGAAGAUGAGACCAUGGUAAUCAAUGUGUUCUGUGGUGUCGUGUCUGGAGUCCUGUCAUCCUCUCUGGCCAACCCCACUGAUGUUCUCAAGAUCAGAAUGCAGGCACAGGGCAGUCUGCUCCAAGGAAGCAUGAUGUCCAACUUCAUCAACAUCUACCAGACCGAGGGCACCAGAGGGCUGUGGAGAGGGGUCAUUCCCACUGCACAGAGAGCUGCCAUUGUUGUCGGGGUGGAACUUCCUGUCUAUGACAUCACCAAAAAGCACCUGCUUCGCUCAGGCGUCAUGGGCGAUACCAUUCUGACUCAUUUCAUUUCCAGUUUUACAUGUGGCCUGGCGGGGGCACUGGCCUCCAAUCCUGUGGACGUAGUUCGGACUCGUAUGAUGAACCAGCGGGUUACAUCUGGAAGCCCCAUGUACAAAGGAACGCUUGACGGAGUCAUGCAGACGUGGAAGAACGAGGGGUUCUUUGCCCUUUAUAAGGGUUUUUGGCCAAACUGGCUGCGACUGGGGCCUUGGAACAUCAUUUUCUUCAUUACCUUCGAGCAGCUGAAGAAACUCCCAUUCUAGAUGGGAACAGGAAGUUGGACUGCACUGUGUGACUGAAUUAGGAUGAAUGAGAGUGAGUGUGAGCAUGGCAUAGCUGGAGUCCAAACACCAGUGUUUUUCACACUCCUUAAAGAACCCAGUAUCAGUCACCAGCCCCUACACUGAGUUUUGCUUUUUGUAAUUUAUUAUUUUGCCAUUGUUUUUUAAAUUGUCAUUGUAAAGACUGUUGCUUUGACAUGAACUGUCCUUGGCAGCUGAAUGUCUGAUUCAAGCUGAGAUGCUUGAAAACCUCAGAAGAAGUUUAUCCUCUUAACUGUAGGAAGAAGGAUUGUGUCAGUGGAGCCUUGGUUAGAAACAUUAAGGGACAAAUGUCUGAUGGUUUUUAGAUAUUUAGGUUACUGUCAAAAUCACUGGAUCUGAUAGGAAGCUAAGGAAAACUAUCAACUGUGAUGCACUUCAGAAGAAAAAUCCAAUGUUACUGUCUUGUACAAAGACGUUAUGUUGUGAACCCAGACUGAGAGAAAGGCCUUCUGCGCCUCUGCCAUGAUCACGGGACCAUCAUUGAUCUGAGUUGUACGUUGGGCCCUGUUGUAGGUUAGAAACUGGAAUAUGUAGGGGUUUACAAAGGCUUCAUGCAAAUAAUAAGACCCUAAACUGAGCAAAUCAGCUUUAGCAAAUAUCAUUAGCUCUUAAAUUAAUUCAAAAACUCUUUGAAAUUAUAUAACACCCCAAAAGCAAGAGAACAAGCCCAUCCAGGCUAAUAUAACCUGACCUGAAUAUAAAAAUGUUAUCUAAUUGAAGCAUACAAGUCCCAACACAAAUAUGUACGAGACCAUAAAAAACUGCAAAAAUGUGGAAAUUAUGUUAAGUAAGAAUUCCUUGUCAAAUGUGCACAACUACCGUAUUUGUUGUGCCUGUGAAACAAUGUGAAAUCUCUGAUCCACUGUAGGUCCACGAACCCUCUCUUUAUAGGCAGAUGCACAGUCGUUUCCCCUGUAAAAGGUGAAAAAUGUGGGUGCAAACAGUUGUAGAAGAGACAGAAGUGACUGUUACACUUGUUAUUUCAAACACAUAGAGCUGCAGUGUCAGUAAGGUUUCAAACAUGUCUGUGAUGUUCAAGUCUUAUAUUUAUUGCAGUUUUUUGUUUUUCUUGUGAAACAAAGGAGCAGUCAAUCUGAAGGCUAACACUUUCCUUUCCUGUUCAGUAACAACCAAACAGCCUCAUUCAAGUUUGAAUUAUAUUGGUGGUGUUUUUCCCUCAGUUUUCUUGAGUAUACCCACACUUAACUAUACAUGUUGUUUUUUUUUGUUAAAUGAAGUUAGUGCAGAUCACUGCAGUCCAGCGAUCUGAAUCACUCCAUUUCAAUGUUCUCAUUACUUUACUUUAGUGCUUUGCAUUUCUCCACGUCUAUCAUUUCUCAUGCGCGCUGCUUCUAAGUAACGAUCGUUGUAACGUGGAUCAAGUAUAGUCGCGAUGACUGCAGAAGGAUCUGAAGAGAGCUUAAAGCAAUUCAACAAAUCUGAAGAAUUGGAAAAACGUAUUCUUAUAAUUGGAUUUGACUCCAUAGGAUGUCACUAGCUCAAAAGUAAAAUCUUCUGUGGUGCUGAAUGUGUUUCUGACUUGUUUCUUAUUUGUCAGGAAGAUGUGUAUAAAACAUCUUGCCAGUGUAUAAAAAUUAUGCACUGGUGUGCUUGAAAAAAUGGCAAAUUUAUCUUCAAUGAGGUUUUAUUUAUAUAUAAUACAAUAUUACCAG
Molecule: messenger RNA, 3068 nt
Organism: Cynoglossus semilaevis (tongue sole)
Lineage: Eukaryota; Metazoa; Chordata; Actinopteri; Pleuronectiformes; Cynoglossidae
Gene: slc25a14
Product: solute carrier family 25 member 14
Exons: 9
Coding region: 349-1335 (328 amino acids)
Biological process (GO): transmembrane transport
Source: RefSeq, a predicted model, not a curated record